Caenorhabditis auriculariae is the source of this 309-nucleotide messenger RNA. The record is from the annotation of a GenBank genome assembly. NCBI's taxonomy places the organism in Eukaryota, Metazoa, Nematoda, Chromadorea, Rhabditida, Rhabditidae.
AUGGUGCCGACGACAAAGCUGCUCCCGGCGCCGCUGACGGCGGUCGACGCCGACGACGCCGACGAGUUCGGCACGAUCAUCUGCAUGAACGACGCUCCAUGGGCGCCGAUUCUCGUGCGGAUCGCCCCAAACUUGGGCCGCCGGCUGUUGAUCUUGUCCGCUGACGUCCCACUCGUCUCGCUUCUGGAGCCAGCGGUUCAGUCCAACAAAUUGGAGCACGGAAAAGCGGAGGGGAAAUGGAAGAAAAUCGAAAAAAAUCCACUUGAAAGAGUACAAAAACAAGCCAGCAAGAUGAAAAGGAGAAUUUAA